GCUCGGGUGGAAGGAAGAAAAACGGGAAGCUCGAGGGGACACCCUUUUUCACAACAUAUCUUAGAUGCCGAUUUGCCUCAAGGGUUCAGGGAGCUUAAUAUCUGGUAUGACGGGUCGACUGAUCCCUCCCGACAUCUUAGAAGUUUCGAAAACAUGGCAGUAUUGCACCGAUACAACGACCCCGUUCAGUGUCGAGCAUUCCUGACGACCCUGCGAGGGCCUGCGCAGGAUUGGUUUCAUCAAUUGACCCCAGGGGCCAUCAGGGAUUUCGAUGGAUUUAGCUCGAGUUUCCUAAACCAAUUCGCAAGUGUGAAAGCCCAAGAAAAGUCGUACCUUACUUUGAUAGGAAUGCAGCAGAAGGAAGGGGAAUCAUUGAGAGACUACGUAGCGAGGUACACAAGGGUAUGUGUCGACGUCCCCUCGGCCACGGAGGAGAUCAAGUCGGGAGGACUCACUCGAGGGCUACUCCCGGGAUUGUGCAGAAAUUCCCUAGCAAAGCGGCCCGGGAGGACGUUUGAUGAAGUAUUGGGAAGGUGCGCCAAAUACAUGAAUGUCGAGGAAGCCGAAGCCGACUUUCUGCAAGCGGCUAAGCCAAAACCUGAGCCUCGGGACGAGAAGAAGGACAAAAAGCCUGUCGCGACAACUGAAAGGAAAGGAUCCCCAAGAGCCGAGAGAGAGGGGCGACCAAGGGGGUGUAGGACAGCCCAAUAUACUCCUCUGUCGGCCUCGCGUGCAAGGAUACUGGAGGUUAUGGAGAGAGAGAUCCGUGACAACGUUGUCAGGUGGCCACAAACAAGAAAGGACGGGCCGACAAAACCUAAAAGUAACCUGUACUGUCGAUUUCACAAAGACUACGGCCAUAACACCGAUGAAUGUCGGCACUUGAAAAAUGAAAUUGAGAUACUAAUCAAAGCAGGCCAUCUGAAGGACCCAGAUAUCGGGCUACGAAGUCCAGAGAUCUUUGUCGAUACGGGGAGCUCAGUGAAUGUGAUUUUUUUCGAUUGCCUUAAGCGCAUGGAACUCGACAUUGAACUCUCACCUCUCCACACUUCACUUUUUGGAUUUAACGGCUCGGAAGUCGCCCCCCUGGGGGAAGCCACCCUCGCUGUCGUCCUCGGGGAAGGCGACUUAAGGAAGGUGAAAAUGGUGCGAUUUGUCGUGGUCGACGUCGAGUCGGCUUAUAAUGUGAUUUUGGGAAGGCCAGCCCUCAAUGCAUUCCAAGCAGUGUUGUCAACCUAUCAUAUGAAGCUAAAGUUCCCUGUCGGAGAUAAGGUAGGGGAGGCCCGAGGCGACCAGAGGCUGUCGAGAACUUGUUAUCAAAUUGCAGUAAGGACAAAUCAACGGACGGAGGUGAAUGAAAGAAAAAAGUCG
Molecule: messenger RNA, 1371 nt
Organism: Striga hermonthica
Lineage: Eukaryota; Viridiplantae; Streptophyta; Magnoliopsida; Lamiales; Orobanchaceae
Source: the annotation of a GenBank genome assembly